Molecule: messenger RNA, 3399 nt
Organism: Synchiropus splendidus (mandarinfish)
Lineage: Eukaryota; Metazoa; Chordata; Actinopteri; Syngnathiformes; Callionymidae
Product: RAS guanyl-releasing protein 2-like
Exons: 17
Coding region: 260-2089 (609 amino acids)
Biological process (GO): Ras protein signal transduction; positive regulation of GTPase activity
Cellular component (GO): plasma membrane
Molecular function (GO): guanyl-nucleotide exchange factor activity; calcium ion binding
Source: RefSeq, a predicted model, not a curated record
CCGCGCUCCUCCGGCAACCUUCAGCUUCUUAACUUGGCUUCGAGCGGGAGGGGGAGGAGACUUGGAGCGGGAUUAAUGUAGCGUCAAAACAUCCGCAGGAGCAGCCCAGAAGGGGUCCCUCUGUCUGAUGCCACUCUCUCUGCAGGAGCCCACUUCGGCUCUGACUUCAGUGAUGUAACGAUCCGAACCCACAACUGUUGUUACUGCGGUCCUUCUGCCAACAACAUGGGAGCCGACAAACUCUAAAAAGUGACUCCUGAUGAAUUCGACCAAGAAAGAGGAGGAGAACAAGAUGGAGUCUGGAUCCUCGGAGCAGUCGGCCACUGUGGAUGAGUUGGUGGAAUCUUGUAUCACAGCUUUCGAUGGCAAAGGCACUUUGAAGGACGUCGCCUUGGUCCGCAUGUUCCUAAUGAUGCACCCCUGGUACAUUCCAUCCACAGAUUUGGCCAAGAAACUGGUGCUCAAAUCCCAAGAGGAGAGCUGCAGUGCUGAGCGCCGUACUAGAAUCUGUCACCUUGUCAAGUACUGGAUCUCUGAGUUUCCAGCUGAGUUCAACCUCAGCCCGGAGCUCGCAGACCAAAUCAAAGACUUUAAACACCUCUUGACCACUGAGGGCAACGAGAGCCAGAGUCAGCUCAUCGACCUCGACAGCGUGCCGUCUUAUAAAUGGAAGCGACAGGUGACACAGCGGGUCCCGUCUGUGUCCAAAAAGAGGAAAAUGUCCCUGCUCUUCGACCACCUGGACUCCUGCGAACUGGCUGAGCACCUGACUUACCUGGAGUAUAAGUCCUUCUGCAAAAUCCUGUUUCAGGACUACCACAGUUUUGUGAUGCACGGCUGCACAGUGGACAACCCCAUCCUGGAGCGCUUCAUCACACUCUUCAACAGUGUCUCCCAGUGGAUCCAACUCAUGGUACUGAGCAAGCCAACCGCCCCCCAGAGAGCCGCUGUCAUCUCCCACUUCAUCCGAGUGGCACAGAAACUGCUACAGCUGCAGAACUUCAACACCCUGAUGGCAGUGGUGGGCGGCCUCAGCAACAGCUCCAUCUCUCGACUCAAAGACACACAGACCCACAUCAGCGCUGAGACCAACAAGAUCUUCAACAGCCUUAUUGAGCUGGUGACAUCUUGUGGCAACUACAGCCAUUAUCGCAAACGCUUUGCAGAAUGCUCCGGCUUCCGCUUCCCAAUCCUUGGUGUCCACCUGAAGGACCUCAUCGCAGUGCACGUGGCAUUGCCGGACUGGACGGACAAGGAGAAGACCAGGGUCAACCUGACUAAGACCCAGCAGCUCUACGCCAUUCUGCAGGAGCUGGCGUUGAUUCAGAACAUGCCGCCCAGCGUGGACGCCAACACUGACCUGCUAAACUUGCUCACGGUUUCUCUGGAUCAAUACCACACCGAAGAGGAGAUUUAUCAAAUGUCAUUGCAGAGGGAACCUCGUAAACCAGCGCAGAACUCCAGCCCCGCUCCUGCCCCUGACCCCAAACCCUCCAUGAUUGAUGAGUGGUCUGUGUCUGUGAAGCCCAACGCAGACCCCACCAUUAUCAAGAAACACAUCGAGAAGAUGGUAGAGUCGGUCUUCAAGAACUUUGACACGGAUGGCGACGGCCACAUCUCCAGAGAUGAAUUCGAAGCCAUCAGGAACAACUUCCCUUACCUCAGCAAGUUUGGAGAACUGGAUAAGAACCAAGAUGGCCAAAUCAGCAGGGAGGAGAUGAUAGACUACUUCAUGAAAGCCAGCUCUCUGCUCAACUGCAAGAUGGGUUUCAUCCACACCUUCACAGAGGCCACCUACGUCAAGCCGACGUUCUGUGAGCACUGCGCUGGCUUCAUAUGGGGCUUCUACAAACAAGGCUAUAAGUGUAAAGCCUGCGGGGUCAACUGCCACAAGGCCUGCCGUAGCCGUCUGGCUGUGGAGUGCAGGAAAAGGACCAAAAGUAUCGGCCAUGAUACGCCACCCGCUCUGCAGGCUAGAUCCUACAGCUUCCCCCCGCCUGCCAACACUCCGCCCAGCCUGCAGAACACAGUUAUAGAGGAAGAGGACAUAGAGGCCGUGGAGGAAGGAGUGUUUGAUGUCCAUCUAUAACCAGAUUCCCUCCUACGUUUGACGGGCCACACUCCAACGCUCCUCCACUGUCUGCAGCCAGAAAACAGAAUGUUCUGCAGCUCGUCACAAACAACCUCAGCCAGAACGCCUGCCGGCUGACCCCUAGUGGACAUGCACUGAAACUACAAUGUCUACACGACCUGAAUGCUUUUUUUUUGUCUGGUGCGUGUUAGUGUUCGUGUGGAAUCUUGUGAGAAACAAAAACAAGAAUAACCAUCUAUUUUGUGUCAAAUACAAGUAGGUGCUGUCCUUGCCAAGAACUAGGUUGACACUUUUUUUAGUAGGAUUCACUCGUUGACUCAAUAACAGGACCAAGUUUGAUGCCAUGUUUAAUACACAGAUUAUUUGGUGAGCAUGAAGACUGUUUCUAUCCAACUGGAGAAAAUUAUUUUUGUCAUGUGUACCUGAACUCCAGUGACUGUUCUGUAGAUAUUAUUGCAUCUUUAGAAAUGUCUCUGAAUGUAGCAGCUGCCAGCAGACCAAGAACUCACUGACACUCUGGAAGUCAGUAUUUUUAUUUUGCGUUGUUUUCAAAUGAUUUUUUUUUUUUGCAAACAUUAUUUCGAAUGGAAUAGAGGUGUAGAUUUUAGUAUGAACGUAUAACCACACACAUACAAACUGUAAUUUCUAUCCUUGUGGAAACAUUGCGUGGUCUCUCAUUGCCAUGAUACUUUCCCCAGCCUCUCACUCUAAGCCUAACCAUCCAAUGAUUCAUGCUCAAAUUGAGGCUGGGAUUCAUAGGGUCUGGCCAAAUGGUCCCCACAUUGGCAUAAGGUUCUCACAAGGGAAGUGUUUUGUCAAUAAUUGAUCCCCAUAAGUGAGGCUGAACCAGAUGCACAUACAUGCCUGUAGAGACGCAAAAGAGGGUUAAAAAAAACAAACUGGGGUAAAGUACAAAGCCAAAACACAUAGCAUAGUAUUAACACUCUAUGUAUAUCGAGUAUCUUGACUAGUUGUCCAUGAUCCACUGACUGUCUCACCUGGGAUCACAAGUCACAAUGUAGAUUCUUAGAAUCAGUUAAAAAAAUAAUAAUAACAAAACUCAAGAAUGUGUCAGUGAUCAAUGAAAAUCAAAGUUUUUUGUGUAUUUUUAAGUUUUCAAAUAUAGCAUGAUGAAUUUCAGUCAUAAUAGUUAUUAUAGUUUAUUUUUAUUGUUGCAUCAUGGCUCGAAGGCUACUGUGUUUUGCUUCCAGAUGUCUGAGGAUGGUAAAUGUUGUCAUUCAGUGAGGUGCUUCUGUGGUCUGAGUUACUGUCCAGCAUUAAAGUAUAUCUGGCGUCACACUGAUGUG